UUCAUGGAGCCCAAGAGCAAGAAGCACCUCACACCAUAAACCCUAGCUUCUAACUAUCAUAUGUCUUGAUAUAUAGUUUACCAUUCACCAAUCAGUUUUUUACCCACCAGUUGAUUCACAUUGUGCCUUCUUGCUUCUACUUGGCAUUGGGCUUUAGACUUGUAUUAAUUUGGACUUUGAAUAAUCUGAAGGUAGAGAGCUUUAUACAUAGAGAGAGAAUGGAGAGGGUGACACAAUUGGCAUCGGAGAGGCCAGUGGUGAUCUUUAGCAGGAGCACUUGUGGCAUAUGCCAUGCGAUAAAGACCCUGUUGUGUGACUUUGGAGUGAACCCUGCAGUUCAUGAGCUAGAUGAGAUACCUAGAGGAAGGGAAAUAGAGCAAGCACUGUCGAGACUUGGGUCCCCAACCUUGCCUGCGGUUUUCAUUGGAGGUGAACUUGUGGGUGGAGCCAAUGAGGUCAUGAGUCUUCACCUUAAUCGCUCCUUAAUCCCAAUGCUUCGACGUGCAGGGGCAUUAUGGGUUUGAAUUAAUAUAUAUCAUCCAGUAAUUAACUCUUGGGCAUGCAUCACCCACGCUACUCUAAUAUAUAAAUAGAAUAAGCAUGGAUGCCUUUUGAUUACGUGUGUGUUUAUAUAUAUAUAUAAAAUAGUACAGUGCAAGAUCCAUUGAUGGAUUAUGAGUAUUAAUGAGUUUAUCUCGUAGUUUUAACGAGACUAGCUAGUUAUACGGUAAUCCCCUUUUGUAAUGCUAUAUAUACAAACCUAAUGUUAUGUCUUUCUUGCUAAUUAUAAUAUUAAGUUUGCCUA
Hevea brasiliensis (rubber tree) is the source of this 805-nucleotide messenger RNA. Its product is annotated as monothiol glutaredoxin-S2-like. The coding region runs from base 219 to 524 and encodes 101 amino acids. The transcript has a single exon. The record is from RefSeq and is a predicted model, not a curated record. Lineage: Eukaryota; Viridiplantae; Streptophyta; Magnoliopsida; Malpighiales; Euphorbiaceae.